AGAAUGAAACUGAAGACUUAGUGCCGUUUCCUUAGUAGAAGGUAGUCUCGGGCAGAAGGAGCAGCUGAUGGUUUUUAGUUUAGCAGAAAGUAAUAAUAUUUUGUAUAUAUAUAAACAAUUCUUGUAAGUUUUGCUCAUGGUUUCUUUGCAUUAAAUCCUUCUCUUCAAAUAAGAUUAAAUCAUGGAAGAAGAAUUUGCUGCAGAUUCGGAAGACGAACAAAGGAGCAACGAUCCAAUUUUGGAAAACAUGGAGUGGGAAUUAUAUAAAGCUGUCGAUGAGGGGAAUAUCGAGCGAUUUGUAGAAUUAUUAGACAGGGGUUGCGAUGUGGAUUCGUUCUUCAUUGACGAAGCAAACAUUAGCACCAAAUCACUUUUGCAUGUUUGCUGUGAAAAAGGUAAAAAAGAAUUAGUUAAUAUCUUGCUAGACAGAAACACCAAUUUGUCCGCACGGGACAAUUGGGGUCAAACUCCGCUAAUGUUUUGUAUUUUAGCUGGACGGACAGAAGUGGCCAAAAUCAUGUUGGAUUAUCGGCCAGAAUUAAUAAAUGAUUCCGAUAAGUAUGGAGACACUUGUCUGCAUUUCGCUGCCCUCAACGGUAUGCUGGACUUUAUGGAUAUAUUGUUUCAAUACAAUGCACGCGUGAAUGCGAUCAACCAAUACGGUUUUACACCUCUGAUGAGCGUCAUCAUCUCCAGGGACAUCGAAUCUACCGACAUACGUAAAAGUGUUGUCAACUUGUUGAUUGCAAUGGGUGCUGAAAUUAAUCUGUACGAACCACGUGGAAAACGUACCCCCCUGCAGUUGGCUGUGCUCACCAAACAUGUCGAUGUUGUUGAAAUCCUCCUUCAAGCCGGAGCCGACCCUAAUAUGGCUGACAGGUCUGGCAAGAUUCCCCUCACAAACUGUAUCCUUGAAAAUAUCCCGGUAAAACAGGCAACUGGAGUUGCUCCUAUCAUUGAUCCCAAUAUCCAAUCUAUGAUAUUUUUACUGACCCAGGCAGGAAGUAAUUUAAACUUGACAAUGUGUGAAUAUAGCCAUGCUUUGAUAUGUGCAUCUUUUGUUGGUUCGGCUGAAUUGGUUCAGUUUUUUAUUGAACAAGGUUCCAUUCCAAACAUGGUGUUUCCAUCUGGCGUUACACCAAUUCUUGCUGCUGUCAGCCGUAAUCAAAUUAAUGUGGUUAAACAUUUACUUUAUUGGAAUUGUGAGUUUCAGAAUCGAGGUAGAAUCUGUCGCAAAAGAAUUGAUUAUUACUUCGAUCCUUUUGAACUGGCUAUCUUCAUGAAGAACUGGGAGAUAGCAAAACUUUUACUUUUUGCUGGUUAUCAAUGGAAGGCAGGCUUAGUUGAAAAAAAUGAAGACCUAAGAGACCCAUUACUUGCAUGUGAAGAAAUGGCAAAAUGGUAUACGGACUAUACACGCACAACACAAUCACUUCAGUUUUAUUGUAUCAGGACAAUUCGAUCAUGUAUAGGUGGAAAUAUUUCCCAAAAAGUGAAGAGCUUGAAGCUUCCACCUUUCAUUAACAACAAAAUUCUUUUAAAUCAUUUGCUCUCAGUCGACAGCUAAUAUAUCACAAUUGUCUUGUAUAUUUGCAUGCAGUUCUAAGUUCACAGAGAUCAGAAGAUAUUUAUUCAGAGUGUCAGCCCAUGACAAUUUGUACCAGGGAAAAAAUUGUGGAUAUUUAUUUCAGAUUUAUUAAAACAUUUUUAUUCACCGGUG
This is a messenger RNA of Octopus sinensis (East Asian common octopus), 1720 nucleotides long. Its product is annotated as ankyrin-2. The record is from RefSeq and is a predicted model, not a curated record. NCBI's taxonomy places the organism in Eukaryota, Metazoa, Mollusca, Cephalopoda, Octopoda, Octopodidae. The transcript has 3 exons. Bases 182 to 1567 code for a protein of 461 amino acids. Gene Ontology annotation, molecular function: protein binding. Gene Ontology annotation, cellular component: nucleus; cytoplasm.